CUUUUUUUUGUUGUUGUUGUUUCCUUUAUAAUUUAAGUGAGUGAGAGUAUACACUUCAUUUUCAUUGAUGAUUCUCUUCUUUCUUUGCUCCCCAAUUUUCACCAGAGAUCCACCAAUGUCCAUACUUUCGAAACUCAACUCUACAAAUUUAACCUAAUUUUCUCUCUCCCCAGCUUCCAAUUCAAGAAAAAUUUAUCGCCACUUCAUCGAGCACUCUACAUAAUUUUGUAAUUUAGGUUUUAUUUAUGUUGAAUCGGAUCCAGAAUCCCCGAUUUUUGCUUCAGAUCAGAGGACAAAUAUAGGGCUUUUUGAGGGUUUUUAGUUCUAGUUGGUUGGAAGAAGUUGGAGUGAGAAAUUGGAAAAUUUUAUUGGGGAAGUUUGGGGUUAAGCUUGUAAUUGAAGUUUGAAUUAGGGUUUAUUGGGGCGUUUCCUUUUUGCAUGUAUCAAUUAUAGGUGGGGGUCCUCUGCUUCCGUGGAGGAUCCCGUGAAAAAAGUUUUUCCUUUAUCGGUUGUUUGAAAAUUUUGAUGUAAUGUGCACGGAGUGAUUUCUAAAGGGGGAUAUAGUAUUUUUUCCCUUCUAAUUAUUUUUGGGACUGAAAGAAUUUACUGGGAGUUCUGUAGCUAGAGGGAAAAUGUUUGGGGGAGGUGGAGGCAAUGGACUGACUAACAGUAGGGGUGCUGGAGGUGGAGAUACAAUUUUGAUACCAACAAGGUUUGUGUGGCCGCAUGGUGGAAGGAGGGUGUUUGUGAGUGGUUCUUUUACCAGGUGGACAAAUCACAUACCAAUGUCACCAAUGGAGGGUUGCCCAACAGUGUUUCAGGUUGUUUAUAACUUGACACCAGGAUAUCACCAGUUUAAAUUCUUUGUUGAUGGGGAAUGGCGCCAUGAUGAGCACCAACCAUUCGUAAGCGGAAAUUAUGGAGUUGUGAACACUAUUUUCUUGCCCAGUGAAUCUGACAUGGUUCCUACAUUUUUUAGCCCUGAGAUGCCUGGAAGAUCUAAUAUGGAUGUUGAUAAUGAUCCUUUUCUUCGUGUGGAAAGAGUUCCAACUAUAACACAGAAUGAUAUAGAGCUAUCUAGGCAUCGAAUAUCAAUGUUCUUGGCAAUGCACAAUGCUUAUGAGCUGCUUCCUGAUUCUGGCAAGGUCAUUGCUUUGGAUGUCAAUUUACCAGUGAAGCAAGCAUUUCACAUUCUUUAUGAGCAGGGAAUCUCUGUUGCUCCAUUAUGGGACUUCCGCAAUGGUCAGUUUGUUGGUGUUCUCAGUGCAUUGGACUUCAUUAUGAUUCUUCAAGAGCUUGGAAAUCAUGGAUCCAAUCUGACAGAGGAAGAGCUGGAAACACAUAGUAUAUCAGCAUGGAAAGAGGGAAAGUUGCAUCUUAUGAGGCAAAUUGAUGGAAACUUGCGACCAUAUCAGAGACGCUUGGUGCAUGCUGGGCCUUAUGAUUCUUUAAAAGAUGUGGCUGUCAAAAUUCUGGAAAACAAAGUUACAACAGUUCCCAUUAUUCACUCUUCUUCACAGGAUGGUUCAUUUCCUCAACUUCUCCAUUUGGCUUCUCUAUCUGGAAUACUAAAAUGUAUUUGCCGACAUUUUAGACAUUCUUCCAGUUCCUUGCCUAUUCUUCAGCAACCGAUUUCUUCAUUUCCUUUGGGUUCUUGGGUACCUAAAAUUGGUGAUUCCGAUGGAAAGCCAUUGGCAAUGCUGAGUUCAAAUGCAUCACUUAAUGCUGCCUUGUCUUUGCUAGUUCAAGCUGAAGUUAGUUCAAUACCUAUAGUGGAUGAGAAUGACUCCUUGCAGGAUAUAUAUUGCCGUAGUGAUAUAACUGCUUUGGCGAAAGACAGAGCAUAUGCACAGAUUCAGCUCAAUGAAUUGAGUAUUCAAGAGGCAUUGCAACUGGGCCAAGAUGCGAAUGCUCCUUACAAUGGGCAGAGAUGCCAGAUGUGUUUGCCAUCUGAUCCAUUGCAUAAGGUGAUGGAGCGGCUAGCACUUCCUGGGGUGAGGAGACUUGUCAUAGUGGAGGCUGGUAGCAAGCGUGUAGAAGGGAUUAUUUCAUUGAGUGAUGUGUUCAAGUUUUUGCUUGAUUAGCCAACUAGACAAAUGUCUGGCAAGGGUACUUUGUGCUAAGUAGUCAUUACUUACUUAGAGCAAGUAUAGCAGCUCUGCUAUGGUUGGAAGUUGCUUGAUGCAAUUGUGGUUGUCAUAUAUAUUUUUAGCGUCUCUCUAGGUGCGCUCAAACUUUGAGCUUCACCUCUUUUAGGAUACAAGACCGGUAGAAAGGAAAAAGAAAGAGAAAAUUUCUGUAAAUUUAGAGGACCCAUUUUUCUUCACACCUUUAUGUUCUAAUUGUUUUCAAGCCUACCAUUUACUUCUCCUUAUUUUUAGCUAUAUAUCUGCGAGAAGUUCCUUUGUCCU
Messenger RNA from Coffea eugenioides, 2411 nucleotides. Its product is annotated as sucrose nonfermenting 4-like protein. Lineage: Eukaryota; Viridiplantae; Streptophyta; Magnoliopsida; Gentianales; Rubiaceae. Bases 633 to 2084 code for a protein of 483 amino acids. The transcript is spliced from 13 exons. The record is from RefSeq and is a predicted model, not a curated record.